CAACGACUGAAAAUCAAAAUAUAAUGGCAAGGAAAGAAAGAAAAAAGAUAAAACGAAAGCCGGGUCAUUGGACUGCAGAUGAAACUCAUUCAAACUAGAAAAAGUCUUCCUUAGUUCUCCUUCACCGAAACUCUGAAAUCCCCUUUUCAUCAAUCAUAUCAACAACAUAGCACAAAGAAAAAAAAAAUUUUAGUUUAGCACAAUCUUUGUGACAUUGGGGCUUUCUGGGUUCUUUUCAUUCCUUCAUUCACACGCUAGAAGAAUUCUUUGUUUGUUUUUUUAUGCUUUAAUCCCUUUUUGGCUUUUUACCUUUUUGUGUAUUCUUCUAAUCUUCAACUUAAUUUUCCAAGUUGAAGAGAAGUUUGAAAAAAAAAAUGGAGGUAGGAGGAGCUGAAGCUACUUGUUCAGGGGAAGAUGGAGAAGCUUCAUCUUCUCUGACUAAAGUUUCUGAAUCAUCCCUUGAAGAGGCCUUUGCAGAGCUAUCUUUAUUCAUGGAAAAAAUCAGCCCACUUGUUGAAGAAUUGAAGGAGAACAGGAUGAUGGAAAAAUCAGCCAUUUACAAAGCAAUUGAAUCACUGGAGGCAGAGUAUUAUCGGGCAAAGAUGCUUAUGAGCUGCUCUGCCAAUCAUUCAUCAAGCCCUUUGAGGCAAAUGGAAGAUGUCACACAAAACCUUGGAAGGUGUUUGGAUCUUCUGUUGGUUGCUGGAAAUGAAGUUUCAAUGGUUGAUAAGGAAAAGGUUGAGGCAUUGAGGCAAUCUCUGGUGAAUUCCAGGUUUGACUUGAUUUCAGAACGCGGAUCAGAGUUCUUCAAUGAUAUGGAAACAGAGGAUGAUUAUGAGCAGGAGAUAGUGGAGGAAAAAAGAUGCAGCUUCGGCGUCAAAGACGUGGUUUUCGGGCUUAACUAUGGGGAUGAUGAAGAAUUUACUCGGGCGCUCAUGGAGUUGGAUGGUUUGCUUAGAGAUAAUAUGAUGAGGGACGAUACAAUGGAUGAGGAAAGUGUUAUCCCGAUUUUGUGUAACCGGUUGAGCAUGAGUAAAAUAAAAAACAGAACAGUGAUGCUAAGAAUUCUAAGAAGCUUCAUUCAAAGGAAUGAUGAAUACAAGGUAAUGACAUUCUCUUUAGGUUGUUUUCUUGUUUGAGAAACUGUUUAUCUAAGAUUUUCGUGACAUACAUUUCCGUCCCAAAAAAAUAGUCGUGUUUUACUGUUUUAGCUCCAUUAAACAGUAUUAUGGCGAGUCUUUGUUACAUAAUCACUUCACAGUCCACAUGUAAACACACUUAUGACAUGUUUAUUGCAAGGUAAUGGAAUACAUCGUUAUUCACAACCAUCAGCUCACUAUGGAAAGGAAAGAAAAAAAAAAGUUUGUACAAAUAAGCAUUUGUGUUAUACUGUUUCUUUAGUUUGCAGGAAAGAAUGGCAGAAGCGGGAUUUUUGUCGGUAUUGGUGAAGUCGUUAGCGAGGGAUGACGAAGAGCAGCGGGAAGCUGUUAUACUGUUGUCAUAUCUUUCAGAUGUUCCAACAGUUGUAAGAAGAUUGGGUAAAGUUCGAGGGUGUAUUGUAAUGCUGGUUUCCAUUUUCCAUGGAAAGGAUGAAGAGGCAGCUAAUAAGGCGGAAAUGUUGCUGAAUGCCAUGUCAAAUAACACUCAGUACGUUCUAAAUAUGGCCGAGGCUGGUUACUUCAAGCCUCUCAUACAUCACCUUAAGGAAGGCUCAGACAUGAGUAAGAUUCUAGUGGCAACUGCGCUGUCAAGGAUGGUACUCAAUGAUCAAUGUAAAGCUUCCCUUGGAAAGCAUGGAGCCAUCGAACCUUUGGUACUCAUGUUCACCAAAGGAAAUCUUGAAGCCAAGUUAUCAGCCUUGAAUGCGUUACACAAUUUAUCCAGUUUGAAGGAGAACAUCAAACUGCUCAUCAGUUCUGACAUUGUGGUACCUCUGCUUCAGCUCCUCUUCUCUGUGACAUCUAUUCUUGUGAUUCUAAGAGAACCAGCUUCUGCUAUACUAGCAAUGAUAGCUCGGUAUGAAGAUGUACUUGUCAAACCGCAAAUUGUUCAGCAGAUGCUCUCACUUCUAAACCUUUCUAGUCCGGUUAUACAAUGUCAUCUUUUAAGUGCACUAACUAGCAUUGCUUCUCAUGCUAGUGCAGCUAGAGUAAGAAAGAAAAUGAAGGAAAACGGUGCUAUUCGACUUCUAUUACCACUCCUAAUGGAUGGUAAUUCCCAAAUCAGAACUGCUGUCCUAAACUUGGUAUAUGCAUUGUCAAAGGAUGAUCAAGAAUAUCUGGCACAACAACUGGAGGAAACUCACAUUCUGAUGAUUUGUGGUAUUAUCUCAUCAUCAGAUACUGAGAAUGAAAGGGCUGCAGCAGCGGGGGUACUUAGCAAUUUGCCUACAGAUGAUAAAAAGGUUACAGAUACGCUGAAGAAUGUAAAUAUACUGCCUACUUUAGUGUCUAUAUCGAGUUCCAUGCCAUCAUAUCCAAAACCUAGUGAAGUAUGGCUUGCUGAGAGUAUCGCUGCCAUACUACUUCGUUUCACAGUUCCCUCUGAUAAAAAAUUACAGCACUUCUCUGUGAAUCAUGGAGUGAUUCCUGCUCUGGUGAAGUUACUGACUUUUGGCUCGGUGCUUGCAAAAAGUAGAGCCGCAACAUGUCUAGCCCAGUUAUCACAGAAUUCGUCAUCCUUGGUGAAGUCCAGGAAAUCCAAAUGGUUCUGCACACCUUCAUCAGUAGUCGGACAUUGUGAAGUUCAUGAUGGUUCAUGUUCUAUCAAAAGUACAUUCUGUUUGAUCAAGUCCAAUGCCGUUCCUCAUUUCAUCCAAAUUCUUGAGGGUAGCGAAAGGGAAGCAGAUGAAGCGGUUCUGAGUGCCCUUGCAACUCUGUUGGAUGAUAAAAUUUGGGAGAACGGAACGAAUUUUAUAGCCAAGCAUUUAGGCACUGAAGUAAUCGUCAAAAUUCUUGAAUUAGGCAGCAUUAAGGCACAAGAAAAGGCUCUUUGGAUUCUGGAGAGAUUGUUUAGAGUUGAAUCUUGUCGAACGGCCGCUGCUAAAGCAGUUCUCAUUGGUCUGGCGCAAACUGGCGACCUAGAAUUAAAGCCAGGAAUUGCUAAGUUAUUGGCACAACUUGAGCUUUUGCAGGAUCAGUCGAGUUACUUUUGAAAUUAUUCAUGGUCUACUAAGGCAAGUUAUAGAGUAUCGUUCAUCAGCCCUUACUCUGAAAUGUUUUCUAUCAUAAGCCUUAUUGUCACAAAAACAUGUGCAAGACACUCCAACACUUAGAAUUUAAAAAUCAACAAUUCUUCAAACUAUGGCAUCUUCUGUGGAUUAAAAUUAGCAAAAUACGAACCUACUGGAAACUUGUUGAAUCCUUUCAAUCCCAUCAACUACGACCUUACUAGACAAGAACUUGGAAGUUCUUCGAUACAAUCAUCACUACGAGCAUAAUAAGGGUCCAUAUGAGGAGACGGCACACAUGAAUGUAUGAAGGAAACAAACAUGACUACAUUAUAAAAAACUAGGCACUACUUUUCGCUUAGUCCCAAAUUGGGAGAGAAUUUUGGAUGAGCGGAACCUCGCAAAAAUAACAGCACCUCAUUAAAGUUCAUGUAAAGACAACAGUUCAAUUCCGUACAUCUCUCCCAUUAAAUAUCAAAGUAAUCUCACAUCACAGUGAUAAUCCCGAUCUAAGUGAAGUAUCCAUGGGUAAACAAU
This is a messenger RNA of Oldenlandia corymbosa var. corymbosa, 3706 nucleotides long. The record is from the annotation of a GenBank genome assembly. Lineage: Eukaryota; Viridiplantae; Streptophyta; Magnoliopsida; Gentianales; Rubiaceae.